GUUGGAGGGUUGAAGGGAUUUGAGUCUGACCUCAGGGUUCAGAUUGAAACGUUUCGGGGACUGUGAGGGUUUGGGUGUUUAUUUGACGAAUUCUGUUAUCGAAAGGAGAUAAAGUCAUGUUCUAUGGGGCGAUGGUAUGGGAUCCCUGGCUCAUUCUCUCCCAGAUUGUGUGCCUUCAAUGUUUAUAUUAUGUCACGCUGGGACUAUUCAUGUUCAUUCUUGUUGGGACUCGGGUAUCACGAAUGAGCCUUAUAUAUUUCUUUGAUUACUCAACUCUCACUAUUUCCACGGUAACUGGUUGGUGUGUCAUUGGUUCGUUUCUACUCAGCGCGCUUGCCGGGGCUUUUUAUGUGUUUCAUUUGGUUGAGAGAGCCAAAAAGUGCUUAGACUUUGCAGCCACCCUCUAUAUUGUCCAUCUCUUUAUUUGCAUAAUAUAUGGAGGAUGGCCAUCCUCAAUUACAUGGUGGGUUGUAAGUGGUACUGGUCUUGCAGUGAUGGUCUUUCUUGGUGAAUGGUUGUGCAUGCGACGCGAGCAGAGUGAAAUUCCCUUAACACGAUAUCGUUCAAAUGUUUGACAAACUCCACAUGCAAGAGGAUGUACAACGAAAUUUGGGUAAGGCUUGUCACAGACAAAUUUUGCAUCUUCCAAAGCAUGCUUAGAUCAGCUUUAUGUUCCAUUGUCCAUGCUGGUCAGCAGUAAGAGAAUACAAGUCAAACAAUAUGGGAGUAAUUU
Telopea speciosissima is the source of this 733-nucleotide messenger RNA. RefSeq names its product protein SYS1 homolog. The record is from RefSeq and is a predicted model, not a curated record. The transcript has 3 exons. Lineage: Eukaryota; Viridiplantae; Streptophyta; Magnoliopsida; Proteales; Proteaceae. Gene Ontology annotation, cellular component: Golgi membrane; trans-Golgi network. The coding region runs from base 117 to 575 and encodes 152 amino acids. Gene Ontology annotation, biological process: Golgi to endosome transport; protein localization to Golgi apparatus; Golgi to plasma membrane protein transport.